Numida meleagris (helmeted guineafowl) is the source of this 1522-nucleotide messenger RNA. RefSeq names its product DnaJ heat shock protein family (Hsp40) member C18 (gene DNAJC18). The transcript is spliced from 8 exons. Lineage: Eukaryota; Metazoa; Chordata; Aves; Galliformes; Numididae. Gene Ontology annotation, cellular component: endoplasmic reticulum membrane. The record is from RefSeq and is a predicted model, not a curated record. The coding region runs from base 16 to 1332 and encodes 438 amino acids. Gene Ontology annotation, molecular function: Hsp70 protein binding. Gene Ontology annotation, biological process: cellular response to misfolded protein.
GUAGGACAAGAGAAGAUGGCUUUAAGUUGCACCAGGGGAGGGUCAGGUUGGGUACUAGGAAGCAUUUCUUCUCGGAAAGAGUGCUCAUGCACCGGCAGAGGCUGCACAGGGAGGUGCGGCGUCACCGUCCCUGGACGUGCUCCCUGGGCAGGGGAACCCUAUGAGCCCCCUGACCCCGAUAAGCCGCCUCCGGAGCCCGAGGCGCCGCGCUGCCCGCUGGGAGUUGUAGUCCCGGGCCGCGCCGCUGCCGCUCCGAGCGUUGCCCGACACCGCCUCCCCACACAAGAUGGCGGCGCGGGCGGGCCGAGGCGGCGGGUGCUGAGCAGCGCGGGGGUCUGGCUGCCCCGGACCCGCCAUGACGUACACGGCGGAGCAGCUGGAUGGCGUGCGGCGGAUAAAGAGUUGCCGGAACUACUACGAGAUCCUGGGCGUGGAGCGAGAUGCCACCGAGGAGGACCUGAAGAAGGCCUACCGCCGGUUGGCCCUCAAGUUCCACCCCGACAAGAACCGCGCUCCCGGAGCCACGGAGGCCUUCAAAGCCAUUUUCUGUCAAAGAGCGAGGAAGAAGAUGAAGCAAACGAGCUCCUUCCGGGUGGUUUGGCGUGCACUGUGAAUAGAUGCACAGCAAUAGGCAAUGCUUUUGCAGUUCUGAGCAACCCUGAAAAACGAUUACGAUAUGAUGAAUUUGGAAGUGACCAUGAGCAUGUCAGCACUGGCCAAGCCAGGCACUACAAUUAUUACACAGAAUUUGAAGCAGACAUUACACCGGAAGAAAUAUUCAACGUGUUUUUUGGUGGGCACUUUCCAACAGGAAAUAUCCAUAUGUUCUCAAAUGUAGCCAGAGAUGCACACUAUUAUCCACGGAGGCACCGAAAUGAAAGAGCAUGGACACAGGAGCAAGAGGAAGAAGAAAACAGGCCGCAGAACUCUUAUUCUGCAUUUAUUCAGUUGAUGCCCGUUUUCAUCAUCAUCAUCGUAUCGGUUAUAACUCAGCUGAUGGCGACUAACCCACCCUACAGCCUGUUCUACAAAUCGUCCAUAGGCCACGUUAUUAGCAGAGAAACAGAGAACUUGCAGGUGCCUUACUACGUUGAUAAAAACUUUGAGAAGAAUUAUCAAGGAGCAGAACUUCAAGAGCUAGAGAAAACUGUUGAAAAAGAUUACAUAGACUAUAUUCAGACCAGCUGCUGGAAGGAGAAGCAGCAAAAGUCUGACUUGUCAAAUUUGGCCAAGCUGUACCGAGACGAGCGGUUGAAGCAGAAAGCAGAGUCAUUGAAACUUGAGCACUGUGAGAAGCUCUCCAGUCUGAUCGGAAUGCACAAAGGGGGCUGACCAGGACACCUGUCGUUUUUAUUUAUUGCUGUUUUAAAUUAUGUUUUUAUUUUCCUUUGUAUAAAAAGGGAAGGAGUCUGUUGCAAAGUCUGAAUAUUCGAUUCCUUCAUGUUGUGCAGAGAUGGGCCAACACGAGCCGUAGAGCUGGUGUUUGCUUUAAUAUACUGUACACUAUAUUUGGUUCCAAGGA